This is a messenger RNA of Hipposideros armiger (great roundleaf bat), 4023 nucleotides long. It is a transcript of the gene TMCC2, whose product is annotated as transmembrane and coiled-coil domain family 2. Bases 880 to 2796 code for a protein of 638 amino acids. The transcript has 5 exons. Lineage: Eukaryota; Metazoa; Chordata; Mammalia; Chiroptera; Hipposideridae. The record is from RefSeq and is a predicted model, not a curated record. Gene Ontology annotation, cellular component: endomembrane system. Gene Ontology annotation, biological process: amyloid precursor protein metabolic process.
UUCUAGUGACUCACCCAUCUCUGAGACUGUUUGAACGAUGUGUGUGAAGUGCUAUUCCCAGACAAAGGGCUGGAGAAAUCCGAGACGCUAACUAAAAAAUUGACAUCACUUUUCCUCCUGUAGGCUGGUAGGAGAAGAAAAUGACAGCGUGGAAGGCCAAGCAGAGGACCAUUAGUUUUCCUUUGCUGAUUUAGUUUCCUCAUUUUGGGACCUUCCUGGAUGAAGCUCAGUUUGUCCAUCUGUGCAAGGGGAGUGUGGGUUUCUUGCCGUUAGGUGGAGCCAGAGGUUAAGCUAGUGCUUGGAGAUCCCUGCCUGCCUGCAGAGCCAACCCCCAGGGUGGAGAACUGACAGGUGGCCGAUUGGUGCUCGGGCUGGUUUGGGGCCUCGGUUCAAGUUGCACACAUGCUGAGCCGGCAGUUAGAAGGAGAAGCCCGAAAGAGCCUAUCACAUGCAGCUGGGAGUUGUUUAUUUCCUGGCCUGAGGUUGCCGAGACUAUUAUCGAGCUGUAUUGAAUAUGUCUCUAUAUUAAUUAAAACAGCAGCUGGGAUAAAUAAUGCACCUUUUGCUGGAGCUGCCACAGGGACUGCAGGCUCAGGCUUCUCAAGCUAGCUCACCACCGGCUUGAGCGACAUGAUGUCAGCCGGCGGAAGGAACUUAGACACCCUGGAAAUUGAUGCCUCGGAGAGAUUUUCUCCAGAGGGGGUGCAAGGUCUUGCUAGGGGAGCAAAGGACUCUGUUAUGUUGAAUAAAGCCUGUAUCCUAUAGCAGCAGCCACUAAGGAGCUCAUCAGAAUAAGCCAAUGACAUUCCUCAUUUGGCCUGAGCGUCUCAGAGUCAGGAAGUCAGAGCGCAGAAAAUCCAGCAGCUCUCAGAGGGCUCCAUGUUCGGCCACGGCCUGAAGCACCUGUUCCACAGCCGGCGCCGGUCGCGGGAGAGGGAGCACCAGGCGUCUCAGGAUUCCCAGCAGCAGCAGCAGCAGCAGCAACAGCAGCAGCAACAGCAGCAGCAGCAGGGUGUGUCCGACCAUGACUCCCCAGACGAGAAGGAGCGUUCCCCUGAAAUGCACCGUGUCUCCUACGCCAUGUCCCUGCACGAUCUGCCUGCCCGGCCCACCGCCUUCAACCGCGUGCUGCAGCAGAUCCGCUCCCGGCCCUCCAUCAAGCGGGGUGCCAGCCUGCACAGCAGCAGUGGGGGCAGCAGCCGGCGCACCAAGAGCAGCUCCCUGGAGCCCCAGCGCGGCAGCCCCCACCUGCUGCGCAAGGCCCCCCAGGACAGCAGCCUGGCCGCCAUCUUGCACCAGCACCAGUGUCGGCCCCGCUCCUCUUCCACCACCGACACGGCCCUGCUGCUGGCCGAUGGUAGCAACGUGUACCUCCUGGCCGAGGAGGCCGAGGGCAUCGGGGACAAGGUGGACAAGGGAGACCUUGUGGCCCUGAGCCUUCCCGGUGGCCCCGGCCAUGGGGACAUUGAUGGCCCCAUCAGCCUGGACGUGCCUGACGGGGCCCCGGACCCCCACCGCACCAAGGCCGCCAUCGACCACCUGCACCAGAAGAUCCUCAAGAUCACGGAGCAGAUCAAAAUCGAGCAGGAGGCGCGGGAUGACAACGUGGCGGAGUACCUGAAGCUGGCCAACAACGCGGACAAGCAGCAGGUGUCGCGCAUCAAGCAAGUGUUCGAGAAGAAGAACCAGAAGUCCGCCCAGACCAUCGCCCAGCUACACAAGAAGCUGGAGCACUACCGCCGGCGCCUGCGCGAGAUCGAGCAGAACGGGCCGUCCAGGCAGCCCAAGGACGUGCUCCGGGACAUGCAGCAGGGGCUGAAGGACGUGGGCGCCAACGUGCGCGCGGGCAUCAGCGGCUUUGGGGGCGGCGUGGUAGAGGGCGUCAAGGGCAGCCUCUCAGGCCUCUCGCAGGCCACCCACACCGCUGUGGUGUCCAAGCCCCGGGAGUUCGCCAGCCUGAUCCGCAACAAGUUUGGCAGCGCGGACAACAUCGCCCACCUGAAGGACCCUCUGGAGGACGGGCCCCCCGAGGAGGCGGCCCGGGCGCUGAGUGGCAGCGCCACACUCGUGUCCAGCCCCAAGUAUGGCAGCGAUGACGAGUGCUCCAGUGCCAGUGCCAGCUCGGCUGGUGCGGGCAGCAACUCCGGGGCAGGGCCCACCGGGGUGCUGGGGAGCCCCAAGUCGAACACGUUGUAUGGGGCCCCUGGAAACCUGGACGCUCUGCUGGAAGAGCUGCGGGAGAUCAAGGAGGGACAGUCCCACCUGGAGGACUCAAUGGAGGACCUGAAGACUCAGCUGCAAAGGGACUACACCUACAUGACCCAGUGCCUGCAGGAGGAGCGCUACAGGUACGAGCGGCUGGAGGAGCAGCUCAACGACCUGACGGAGCUUCACCAGAACGAGAUGACCAACCUGAAGCAGGAGCUGGCCAGCAUGGAGGAGAAGGUGGCCUACCAGUCCUACGAGAGGGCUCGGGACAUCCAGGAGGCUGUGGAGUCCUGCCUGACCCGGGUCACCAAGCUGGAGCUGCAGCAGCAGCAGCAGCAGGUGGUGCAGCUGGAGGGCGUGGAGAAUGCCAACGCGCGGGCACUGCUGGGCAAGUUCAUCAACGUGAUCCUGGCGCUCAUGGCCGUGCUGCUGGUGUUCGUGUCCACCAUCGCCAACUUCAUCACGCCCCUCAUGAAGACGCGCCUGCGCAUCACCAGCACCGCCCUCCUGGUCCUUGUCCUCUUCCUCCUCUGGAAGCACUGGGACUCCCUCACCUACCUCCUGGAGCACGUGCUGCUGCCCAGCUGAGUGGCCAGCCAGUCCCUACCCCAUGCUCUCCUUGGCCCCCAGCUGGCCAUGCGUCUCCGCGGGGACCUUGGGACUCCAGACUCCCUUGGACUUCUUCAUAUGUCCGGUGUGGCCUCCUGCCCAAACUGUCCAUUCCAGCAGUUCCUACGCCUUCUCUGUUCUUGCUUCUGUCCAACGCCUUCUCCCUGUUGGCCUGAAGGGAGCCUUGAGGCAGCACUGACUGGAGGCAGUGGGGACAUCGGUGUCCCAAUGGAGCAGAGGAGGACACUGGGAUGGACUGUUUUGAUUAUUUACAGUCACACAAGGACUUCUCGCAGCUGACUUGGGUGCCGCCCGUCUGGAAGGCCAAUGAGAAUAGGAGCAGGAGAGGGCCAUGCGUCCGCUUUCCCGGGGAAGAGCCCACCCUGGUGGCAGCCACGCUCCCUCCUGUGGAGAUGGUCGGGAAGAAGACGAGCGCCAGGGGAGGCUCUGCUGGCCCCAGAGAGAGCAGCGAAGAGAGGGGGACGCUCCCCAGCCUUGGCCGGCUGCUGGGCCAAAGAGCUUCCUGCCUCCAGAGCUGGCUUGAGGCUGGGUUCUGGCUGGGAUCUUCUGGGAGCCGAAGGAUUCAGGUUCUGGAGGCCAGUGGGUGUGGCUUUGGGUUUGGGUUUUUCCUGUUAUUCUUUCUGCCCGUCACUGGAUCUGCUCUUUUCAGGGAAACAGGCCCCUAGGCCCCCGAUCCGCAGCCUGAGCCCUUAGGCCUCUGGGAGCAAGUUAGGUUCUAUUUAUUUAUUUAUUUGUUCCUUUGUACCUUAUCCCCACUGAGCUCCAGGGAGAGGUCUGCCCCUGUCCCCUCUCUGAAGCCAGGGCUUAUUCUUGGCUGUCAGGCACUUCCGUACCAUCUACCCUCCAGAUAAUCCUGGCUGGGAGGUGUGGGGUAAAGCCACCAGGCCCCUCUCCCAAGCAGCCCUGAGCCAGGCUGCAAGGAGCAAAGCCUCUCUUUUAUACAUCUAUUUAUUUUGUAUGUGUGUGUUUGUGUGGAGGAGGUUGUUUGUUGCUUUAUUUUUUUAAGGCUCUGGAGUGUUGUGUAUGGUUUCUCUUCACAUCCUCCCCUCCCCAUGGGGACUUCCAAGAAGAGAGGGGAUUUCUUGGAAAAGGAGAGAGAAAUCCCCUAGAAUAGGGGAGAGCAGUGGCUGCCAGCUGUUGUGGACCUUCCCGAGAAAUAAAUAUCCUCUAAAUUUUCAAACCAUU